AUGGGAUCCGAAUUCAUCACUACGAUUGACUCAGAUGAUGAAGUGUCCAAUUAUGGUGAACCAAGUGGAUCGAAAGGUAAAACACCGGUCAAGAACCAAGAAGAAUUAGAUCCUGAUUUCGAAUUUGAUUUUGAUGGUGGACGUGAUACUGGCUUAGAUCUUUGGGGCGGAGAUGAAGUGAAAGGACUCAAAAAUGGGACUGAACCAAUCAACGUUGAUGAUAUUAUUGCUAGACAUCGUGGCAAACCCCUUGAAUCAUACAGUGAUCGUAAGAGGAAAAGAAAGGUCAUUGCUGAAGAAGAUGAAGAGGAAGAGUCUGACGAUGAUGAUGAUGAUGAACAAGAAGAAGAAGAGGAAAAUGAUGAGGACGGAAUAUCAGUUGACGAAGAUGAGGACGCUGGAAUAUCAGGAAGUGAAGAGGAUGACGAAAUGUCUGUUGAUGGAUCAGAUGUCGACAUUGGUUCUGAUGAGGAUGAGGAUGAUGACGAAGUUGUAUCGGAAGAGGAAGACUCAGAAGCGGAAGCCGACGAUGCUGAAUCUGGAUCAUCAAGUGACGAAGAAGACGAAGAAACAGCAGCUGAAACAGCAAGAAAAGAUGCUUUCUUCUCCAAAGAUCCUACUAUCACCGAUGAUCCAACACUUCCAUCUACUUUUGCAGCCAUGAACCUUUCUCGACCACUCUUACGAGCUCUCACUUCUUUACAAUUGUCGACACCUACACCAAUUCAAGCUAGGGCUAUUCCUUUGGCGUUACAAGGUAGAGAUAUCUUGGGUUCCGCAGUUACUGGUUCCGGUAAAACUGCAGCUUUCAUGGUUCCUGUUUUGGAAAGAUUGUGUUAUAGAGAUCGAGGUAGAGGUGGACAAGCUUGCAGAGUAUUAAUAUUAUGUCCAACAAGAGAAUUAGCAGUUCAAUGUGAAGCCGUUGGAAAAGCUUUGGCUGAAAAAGGUGGAUUGGACGUAAGAUUCGCUUUAUUAGUUGGUGGAUUAUCAUUAAAUGCUCAAGCUCAUACACUCCGAACAUUACCUGAUAUAUUAAUCGCCACACCUGGUAGAUUAAUUGAUCAUCUGACUAAUACACCUUCAUUCACAUUAUCAGCUUUAGACGUAUUGGUCAUUGAUGAAGCUGAUAGAAUGUUGGAAGCUGGAUUCACAGAUGAAUUAGAAGAAAUUAUCAGAGCUUGUCCAAGAUCAAGACAAACAAUGUUGUUCUCUGCUACAAUGACAGAUUCAGUCGAUGAAUUAGUCAAAUUAUCGUUAGACAAACCAAUUAGAGUGUUCGUGGAUCCUAAAAGAAAUACUGCAAAGGGACUUAUUCAAGAAUUCGUUAGAAUAAGAUCAGAUGAAACUAGAUCACCAAGUUUGUUGGCUCUGUGUAAGAGAACGAUAAGGGAGAAAUGUAUUAUUUUCUUUAGAAGUAAAGCUUUAGCUCAUCAAAUGAGAAUUGUGUUUGGAUUGAAUGGAUUGAAAGCAGCGGAAUUACAUGGUAAUUUGACACAAGAACAGCGAUUACAAGCACUCAACGAUUUCAAAGCUGGGAAAGUAGAUUAUCUUCUUGCGACCGAUUUAGCUUCGAGAGGUUUGGAUAUCAAAGGUGUUGAAACAGUCAUCAAUUAUGAUAUGCCAGGACAACUCUCCCAAUAUACUCAUCGAGUAGGUCGAACAGCUCGAGCAGGUAGAAAUGGUCGAUCGAUCUCUUUAGUAGGAGAAGCAGAUAGAAAAAUGUUGAAAGCUGCUAUCAAACAAUCUGAAGCUGAUCAAAUACGACACCGUAUCAUACCCGUUGAAGCUGUGAAUGCAAUGUCAGAUAAAUUAGAUGGAAUCAAAGAUGAGAUUGAAGAAGUGUUGAAAGAGGAGAAAGAAGAGAAAUUAAUGCGUCAAGCGGAUAUGGAGAUCAAAAAAGGUGAAAACAUGGUUGAGCAUCGUGAUGAGAUCUACGCUAGACCAGCUAGGACUUGGUUCCAAUCUGAAAAGGAAAAGCAGAAUGCUAAAAGCGCAAGCAAAGAUGCGUAUGUCGAGUCUUUCCCAAGUGGAGCUUUGGAUUCCAAGAAAGCUAAAGAUAAAAACGAUGUCAAACGUGGUAAAUAUGAUGGACUGUCACGUAAAGCUAAAAGAAGGAAGAUGGCUAUUGAAGAAGAUGAAGCAGAUCAACAAUCAUCUAAAUCUACUGCUUUAGCAAUUAGAAGUGCUAAAAAAGCUAAUAGACCAAUCAAGAUUACUGAAUCUUUGCCUCAACCAAAAUCUAAAUCUAAAUCUAAACCUUCAUCCAGAAAACCAAGUGCAACUGGAAAACCAAGCGGUCCUGGUGGAAGUAACAAAAGAAAAUCCGCAUUUGAUGAUAAUAAACCUUCAAAGAAACAUGAAGGUAUGAGAGCUAAACCGACCAAAGUCAAUUUGGAUAAAAAAGGUAAAUCCGGUGGUGGCGGUAAAGGCAAACCGAAAGGUAAGGGACGUAAAUAG
This is a messenger RNA of Kwoniella shivajii, 2457 nucleotides long. Its product is annotated as ATP-dependent RNA helicase DRS1. Lineage: Eukaryota; Fungi; Basidiomycota; Tremellomycetes; Tremellales; Cryptococcaceae. Gene Ontology annotation, molecular function: RNA helicase activity; ATP binding; nucleic acid binding. The record is from RefSeq and is a predicted model, not a curated record. The coding region runs from base 1 to 2457 and encodes 818 amino acids. The transcript is spliced from 5 exons.